Molecule: messenger RNA, 2847 nt
Organism: Lichtheimia ornata
Lineage: Eukaryota; Fungi; Mucoromycota; Mucoromycetes; Mucorales; Lichtheimiaceae
Exons: 9
Coding region: 1-2847 (948 amino acids)
Molecular function (GO): hydrolase activity, acting on carbon-nitrogen (but not peptide) bonds
Source: RefSeq, a predicted model, not a curated record
AUGUCAACCAAGAUGGCAUCGGAUCGUCCGAUUCUUCCAGCACAACGGCGACGACGCCAUGGUGUCAUUGCUGCGUCCAUUGCCUUGUUUGUUGCGACUUCGUUGUAUUUGACUUCCCAACUACCUUCUUUGGAAGAUGGCUUUGUCUCGCACCAUGACAAGGUUGUUUCACCGGGUAUUGGGCACGCAUCGUUUGAAUAUGGUCUUUCGCAAUGUGAAUCCAUCCUUGAAGAGCCAUCUCCUUCCAUUGACAACAUUUCAAGAACCAAUCCACGUGCCACAUCCAACAGCACCUUAUUGAUCAAGAAUGGUCAUCUCUGGUUAGGCGAUCGCUAUGUGGAUGGUGAUUUGCUCGUACAAGAUGGUGUGAUACGCGACAUAGGAGGAGAUCGUGGAGAUCAGAUUCAAGUGGACAAGGUGAUCGAUGCGGGAGGAAGCGUUGUCACGCCCGGCAUUGUUGACAUGCAUUCGCAUAUGCUGGUGGAAAGCUUUUAUGAACUCAAUGCCGUCGUUGAUAAUAACGAAAUGACACAGCCGACGACACCGUUUGUACGAGUGAUUGAUGCUAUCAACCCCGGUGAUCCUGCACUGAAGGUGGUUGCAAGUGGCGGUGUUACUACUUCGUUGAUUCUUCCUGGAUCUGGAAAUCUUAUGGGCGGAGAAGCUGCUGUGGUUAAGCUAAGACCUAUGCCCACAUUAUCAGGAGAAGACAUGCUUGUUACCGCCAAUGCUCCCAAAGAUGAACUUGUAUGGCGUUACAUGAAGAUGGCGUGUGGAGAAAAUGCGAGACGCGCGUAUGGACUUGAACGACACGAGAUGCCAAAGACACGGAUGGGCGAAGCUUACCUUUUCCGGAAGCGUUUCCAAGAAGCUCAUGCAUUGAAAAGAGCUCAAGAUGAUUGGUGUGAAGCUGCCAUACGAUUGAAUUCGACACAUGCUGGAUCCAAAGGCCGUGUGCGAUUGGAUGAGCCUUUCCCAGAGGAUUUGGAUUUGGAAAGCUUGGUGGCACUCAUGCGGCACAAAGUCAAAUUGAAUGUCCACUGCUAUUUGCCUCAAGACAUUGAAGCUAUGGUGCGUCAUUCUUUGGAGUUUGAUUUCGAUAUUGCUGCAUUCCAUCAUGCGUUAUCAGCUUGGCAAGUGCCCGAUAUCAUUAAGCGAGCCAAGACCAACAUUACUAUUGCAACAUUUGGAGACAUGUGGGGAUACAAGCAUGAAGGAUGGGACACCAAUGUGGAAGCUCCAAGUAUUUUGACCGAGGCAGGUAUCCCUGUGGCACUCAAAAGCGAUCAUCCAGUGACAGAUGCACGAGAUUUGAUGCAUGAAGCACAAAAGGCAUACCAUUAUGGGUUUAGCGAGCAUGAUGCACUCAAGGCAGUGACUAGUGUACCAGCUGCAGCAUUGGGUUUGGAUUAUCGAAUUGGAAGCAUUGAAGUGGGCAAAGACGCUGAUCUUGUGGUUUGGGAUCAACAUCCCUUGACACUGGGUGCACGUCCCAAGCAUGUUGUUAUCGAUGGUAUGGAGCUAGAAUUCAACACCUCAUGGGCCAAGCAUGUCGACGAGGAGAUUCAAAAGCCAUCAAGCACUAAUCAGCAUGAAACGCACGUACAAGCAUCGGAUCAUUCGCUACCUCCCAAACCAGCAACCUCCAUGCAAGUCCAUGAUACGAAGGCUGCUUGUGCACCGGAUGUGGAUACGUUUGUGUUACGGAACAUCAGUCGAUUGCAUGCAGGUCCUGAUCAAACCUAUGAUGGUCCUAUUGAAUUGGCAAUCAAAGAGGGUCGAGUCACCUGCAUCAGCUCCAAUUGCAUCAAUGACGAGAAAGCAGCUGAAUUCGAUCUCAAUGGUGGUGUUGUCAUACCUGGUAUUCUUCUUGCUGGUGCACCAUUGGGCUUGACAGAAAUCAUUGCUGAGCCAGCGACAUUGGAUGGUUAUGCAAAGCAUGACUUGUUCGAUAAGGACCUCCAUAGAAAAAUGUCUCGUGCUGCUUAUGGUGUGCAAUUCAAUGGGCUUCAUAUGCAAAAGGCGUUCAGAGCAGGCAUCACUACCUCUAUAUCGCAGCCAUUGAUCGAUGGGGAUUAUACACUUGCUGGUGUUUCUGUUGCCUUCCAUACUGGUGUGCAAGAUACAGCCUAUGGUGUGAGCGAUGCCUAUGUUGAAAGAGAAGCAGCCCUCCAUUUUACAAUUAGCCAUUCCGCCACGGCCAAACUUACCGUAUCUCAGCAAAUAGCAGCCAUUCGAGAUGUCGUGACACGCCCUGAUCCUCUCUUUUUACGUGCUUCUAAUGGCGAAAUACCGGUGGUUGUUGAGACUGACAACAAGGACGAGAUUGCAUCCAUUGCCCGAUUAAAAAAGGAAGAGCUGCCUCAGACUCGAUUUGUCAUUUUGGGUGGUGCUGAAGCACACUUGGCAGCAAAUGCACUUGCCGAUGCCGAUAUUCCAGUGAUAUUGAAACCAGGUCGCUGUUAUGGUAAAUCAUGGCAGGCUCGACAAUGCUUGUAUGGACCACCCCUUACAUCUGAUUCGGUGUUGGACGUAUUGCUUGCGCAUGGUGUGCGUGUGGGUCUUGGCAGCACUGAUCCUGACGAUGGUAGUGCACGCAACAUGAUUUGGGAAGCCGGAUGGAAUCUUGCUCAUAAUGCCAACUUGACUCAAGAAGCAGCCGUCGGUUUGGUCACGUGGAACUUGGCCCAUAUCUUUGGAUUGCAAGAUCAAGUAGGAUCGAUUCAAAAAGGACAUCAAGCUGACUUUGUUGCUUACAAUGGCAACCCAUUCGAGUUUGGUACGCGUGUCCAAAUGGUGUAUGGAGGUGCCUAUCCUGGUCCCUUAUGUUUCCCCAAACAAGUAUAA